This is a messenger RNA of Dinoponera quadriceps, 720 nucleotides long. RefSeq names its product cob(I)yrinic acid a,c-diamide adenosyltransferase, mitochondrial-like. The coding region runs from base 25 to 699 and encodes 224 amino acids. Gene Ontology annotation, molecular function: corrinoid adenosyltransferase activity. The record is from RefSeq and is a predicted model, not a curated record. NCBI's taxonomy places the organism in Eukaryota, Metazoa, Arthropoda, Insecta, Hymenoptera, Formicidae. The transcript has 3 exons.
CCUCAGUUCGUCGUGCUGCGCAAAAUGGAGUUAGUCAGAAGCUUAUGGAGGAAGUCGACGUUUUUGUACAAGAGCGGUGUGCAGGCAUCGCUGAGACACAGUGGCAGUACAACGUCGAACGUAGCCGAGGUAGCGGUGUUCUCACGAGAUGGCGAUUCCGGCCUGACCAUCACCGAUGCCGGAGACACGAAGCCGAAAGACGAUAUUAUUUUUAACGCCCUUGGGGCCACCGAUGAGCUGUCCUCCUACAUAGGACUGGCGAGAGAAUUCGCGUGCGACGGGAAGGUCGAACAUCCAUACGUCGACAAGCUCAAAAGAGUACAGAUGAUCCUGUUUGAUCUGAGCCAUGCCAUAUCGAAGUCUAUUCCCGGUAAAACCAGACCCUUCGAGAGCAAACAUACCAAAGAUCUCGAGGAGUGGAUUCUAGAAUACGCUAAUCAAUUGCCACCUCCGGAGGAUUACAUCAUUCCAGGCGGUGGAAAAGCCUGCGCCUCCCUGCACGUCGCACGAACGGUGUGCAGACGUGCGGAAAGAAGUAUCAUAACGCUGGUGCGAGACGGCGCUCUGGAUAAAGAGGCACAGACUUAUCUGAACAGGUUGUCAGACUUCCUUCUAACGAUAUCACGUAUCGCGGCCAAAUGUGACCAGCGCACGGAAAAUAUCUAUAUUCCGCGGGCAGAAGUGACAGAGGAGAAAUAAAAGAACUGAUUUAGAAAUCUU